Messenger RNA from Ectocarpus sp. CCAP 1310/34, 682 nucleotides. The record is from the annotation of a GenBank genome assembly. Lineage: Eukaryota; Phaeophyceae; Ectocarpales; Ectocarpaceae.
UGUGCCGUUCCGAGAGGUGGUGGGGUGCCUGAUGUGGGUCGCCAACGGGACAAGGCCCGACAUCUCGAAUGCCGUGCGGGCGGUGGCGAGGCACUCUCAUGAGCCAAAGAAGAGAGACUGGAAGGCAGCUCAGAAGAUUCUGAAUUAUCUUCUGGCAACGGCACAUCUAACUCUGAAGUACAAGAGAGACAGUACGGUUGAUGACGUAGGCACGUUGGUGUAUGUAGAUGCAGACUUUGCCAGCAAGGCCACUGACCGUAGAUCAGUUUCGGGAGCACUAGUCAUCGUAGCUGCUUGUCUUGUAGCUUGGCUUUCUUGGACGCAGAAAUGUGUUUCACAGUCGACUUCUGAGGCAGAGUAUCUUGCGAUGGGCGAUGGUGUGAAGGAGUCUCUGUUUGUGAACGGAAUGCUUCAGUUCUUGAGGCCUAGUGUAGAGCCUCGUAAGAUUGACGUCCUUGAGGACAACGAGGGAGCGAUUGCGCUCGCAGAGAAUCCGCUUAGCUCGUGCAGGAGUAAGCACAUCGAUGUGAGGCACCACUUUCUUAGGAAUUUAACCGAGGAGGGUGUGAUCGAGAUCACCCAUGUUCCCAGCGAAAAACAACAUGCGGACAUCCUCACGAAGGCUCUGCCGAGGAGUAUUUUUGAAGUUCACCGUGACUUUGCGUUGGGCUCUAGGAAGUAG